GGCCGUUGGAAACAAAACCAGACUCCACUCAAAGCAAGUUCUCAUGUUAUCGAGCGAAGCCUUGGCUGUAUUCAGUUAAAUACCUAGCUAAACCACAUUUCAGAUUGAACUGUUUUCCUCCAGGGGAUUUAGACUUUCGUGGUGAAGAUGGGAGUACCGAAAUUUUAUCGAUGGAUUUCAGAGCGAUAUCCCUGCCUUAGUGAAGUUGUCAAGGAACAUCAGAUUCCAGAGUUUGACAAUCUCUAUCUGGAUAUGAAUGGGAUUAUCCACCAAUGUUCCCACCCGAACGAUGAGGAUGUCCACUUCCGCAUUUCCGAGGAGAAGAUUUUUGCCGACAUCUUCCAUUACUUGGAGGUGCUGUUCAGGAUCAUCAAGCCCCGCAAGGUGUUCUUCAUGGCGGUGGACGGCGUGGCACCAAGGGCGAAGAUGAACCAGCAGAGAGGACGGAGAUUCAGGUCUGCCAAAGAAGCAGAGGACAAGAUAAAAAAAGCUCUGGAAAAGGGAGAGGUGCUUCCCACAGAGGCUCGCUUCGACUCCAACUGUAUCACCCCUGGCACUGACUUUAUGGCCAGACUCCAGGAGCAGCUCAAGUAUUUUGUCCACAACAAGCUGUCCACCGACAAGCUGUGGCAGAACGUCAACGUCUACCUGUCGGGUCACGAGACUCCAGGCGAGGGCGAGCAUAAGAUCAUGGAGUUUAUUCGCUCUGAGAACAGAAAGCCAAGUCACAACCCCAACACCCGACACUGCCUGUACGGCCUGGAUGCUGACCUGAUCAUGUUGGGUUUGACCAGCCACGAGCCAAACUUCUCCCUGCUCAGAGAAGAGGUCCGCUUUGGAGGAAAGAAAAACCAGAAAAGGAUAACGGCUCCAGAGGAGACUACCUUUCAUUUGCUUCACUUGUCUCUGAUGAGGGAAUACAUCGAUUAUGAGUUUUCUGGGCUCAGGAGUCACCUCGGUUCUAAGUAUGACCUGGAGCGAAUAAUAGACGACUGGAUUCUAAUGGGCUUCCUAGUGGGGAACGAUUUCAUCCCCCACCUCCCAAAUCUUCACAUCAGUCAUGAUGCUUUGCCGCUGCUAUACAGGACCUACAUCUGUGCUCUGCCCACCAUAGGGGGCUAUCUCAACGAGAACGGCCAUCUGAACCUCCGAAACUUUGAGAAAUACUUGGAGAAGCUCGCUGAGUUCGAUCGAGAGCAUUUCAAUGAGGUCUUCGUGGACUUGAAGUGGUUUGAGAGUAAAGUUGCUAACAAGUAUCUGAACGAGGCGGCCGGUAAGGCAGCAGAAGAGGAAGCCGCCAGCAGAGACAAUGACAAGAAUCAGGACUCUGUCUCAUCUGGAAGGCUGGUCGGAGAAGGAAAGGGAGGCGACGAUGAGGAAGAGGAGGACGAUAUGUUUGAAACAGAGUUCAGACAGUACAAGCGCACGUACUAUAUGACCAAGAUGGAAGUGGAUGUGGUGUCAGAGUGA
Messenger RNA from Notothenia coriiceps (black rockcod), 1470 nucleotides. Its product is annotated as 5'-3' exoribonuclease 1. Gene Ontology annotation, cellular component: nucleus. Gene Ontology annotation, molecular function: RNA binding; 5'-3' RNA exonuclease activity. NCBI's taxonomy places the organism in Eukaryota, Metazoa, Chordata, Actinopteri, Perciformes, Nototheniidae. The transcript is spliced from 11 exons. Gene Ontology annotation, biological process: nuclear-transcribed mRNA catabolic process; rRNA catabolic process. The coding region runs from base 148 to 1470 and encodes 440 amino acids. The record is from RefSeq and is a predicted model, not a curated record.